Messenger RNA from Endocarpon pusillum Z07020, 1983 nucleotides. RefSeq lists its product as uncharacterized. Bases 1 to 1983 code for a protein of 660 amino acids. The transcript is spliced from 2 exons. Gene Ontology annotation, cellular component: endoplasmic reticulum membrane. Gene Ontology annotation, molecular function: fatty acid elongase activity. Gene Ontology annotation, biological process: fatty acid elongation, polyunsaturated fatty acid; very long-chain fatty acid biosynthetic process; sphingolipid biosynthetic process. The record is from RefSeq and is a predicted model, not a curated record. NCBI's taxonomy places the organism in Eukaryota, Fungi, Ascomycota, Eurotiomycetes, Verrucariales, Verrucariaceae.
AUGGCAAUCUCCAGGGUAUACACCUCGCCGUCGGUUCGUAUCACACCGGUGCCGACCUCUCUCCUUCGAUUUCCUCCAGAAUCUCUACCUUCAACUCUACCGCCUCCAUCGGGAGAAGCAACUCUCGCGCAUCCCUUUGCGAUUCCUCCCCAUGUCUACAACACACUGCUCUCAGCAGAGCUUCCGAUUACUGUUGCUUUGGCUUACACGACAAUCGUCACUAUUUUGAAUUAUGCCAAUACAAGGCGCGAGCACAAGCCAUGGGCUAUCAGCCAGACAAGAGCUUUUCGCGCCUUCGUCAUAGCGCACAAUGUUUUUCUUGCUCUCUUUUCAGCCUGGACUUUCAUUGGUUUGGCAAAUGCAGUCCGAGUUUCGUUCGAUGGUGCCACUACAGAGCAUGGCUGGGUCGGUGCCGUAGAUGUUCUCUGCAAAAUCAACGGUCCCAGGGGUUUAGGUGACGCAGUGACCUUCAAUGCCUCAACAGGCGCAUGGGGGUUUACAAACAGAGCCCUCAAGCUCGCAGCUGACAAUCUCCCUGAUACGACGGAUAUUGGAAGGAUCUGGAAUGAAGGACUAGCCUUUUACGGAUGGCUCUUCUAUCUUUCGAAGUUCUACGAGAUUUUUGAUACCUUGAUCAUUUUGGCCAAGGGCAGGAAAAGCUCUUUUCUACAGACGUACCACCAUGCUGGAGCAAUGAUGUCCAUGUGGGCUGGUAUUCGAUACAUGGCUCCCCCGAUUUGGCUCUUUGUCCUAACGAACUCUUUCAUUCAUGUCUGGAUGUACGCUUACUAUACCGCGACAGCACUUGGUGUACGAGUGCCAAAGGGUGUCAAGCAGACCAUCACGACAAUGCAGAUUGCUCAAUUCGUUGUGGGCACGACCUUUGCUCUUGCGCAUCUGUUCGUCUCUUACACCAUCCCCACGUCCGUGCCAUACGUAUAUUCCCUCGCAGACCUUACUUCAGCCAUAUCAUCUGAUAUUUCAAGUGCUGCUUCAGUAGCAACAGCAUCCGCAUCAGCAGGCCUUGGAUCAUGGUUGAAGAAACUCGCAUUCCGAGCUGCCGGCGAGGAAGGAUUAGCCGAGAACGUGCGCAACGAGCAAGGCAAACCCUUUGGAAUCGAUGCGCUACAUGCCGCCAAAGAUCUCAAGGCUCGUGAGGAGAUUCGCUACCGGGACGAAUUGCGGAUGAUUCACUGCAUCGAUACCAGCGGACAGGUCUUCGCUAUCUUGCUCAACUGCUUCUACCUCCUCCCGCUCACAGCCAUGUUCGUACGCUUUUUUAUUCGUUCGUACAUUAAAAGGGAAGAGGAACACAGAGGACAAAUGUCAUCGAAACGUCACCUACUCGAAGAAUCUGGUAAAGAUGCUGUGAAAGAGGUGAGGCGAGAACUUAAGCAGGCUCUAGAUGAGGAGCCGGGGAGUACGCAAGACGAGAAUGGCACAAAGGCGUCUUUGGCUGAGGACAAGACACGGAGUAGCACGGGCAAGCAGGGAAGCGGUGAUGAAGGGAAGGGACCAGCAGAUUCGAAUGAGUCGAAGCAGAAUGUGGAUGGGAGAGAAAGCUCCGGCGAGGAUUCCCGCUCAGGCAAAAGCAAGGACGGACAGCCAAAGACGGGGGACGACAAGGACCAAGGCUCAAGGAUGGAGGACGAUAAGGACCAAGGCUCCAGGAUGGAGGACGACAAGGAAGACAGGUACGACAGGCACGACAGGUACGACAGGUACGAUAGGUACGAUAGGUAUGACAGGUACGACAGGGAAGACAGGGAAGACAGGGAAGACAGGGCAGACAGGGCAGACAGGGAAGACAGGGACGACAAGAACGACAAAGACGACAAGAACGUCAAGAACGACGAAGACGACGUAGAGAAAGACGAUUUGGAGAUCUUGGACAGCGCCGAAGCGGUCAAGGAUGUGCUUGCCGAGGGUCUCGAGACGGCAGAUAAGUUCUCGAAGAACUUGGAGAAUAGCAAAGCUGGCUAG